Paramuricea clavata is the source of this 2285-nucleotide messenger RNA. The record is from the annotation of a GenBank genome assembly. Lineage: Eukaryota; Metazoa; Cnidaria; Anthozoa; Malacalcyonacea; Plexauridae.
GAAUACAUAGACUUACAUGAUCAUGCAGGUAAUCUAUAGGAAGUAAGUUUUUACUUAUAUGCAGGAGCAACUGGUUGCUGUUCAUUUGUCUGGCAUAAUUGAUAUGGACUAUUUGAAAAAGUGUGAUGCAACAAAUUGUAAAGUUUUGGUAAGUUUUUUUUGCAUAUUCGAGUACUGAGAUGAACGAUCACUAAAUAAAUUACUGCAUGAUGACAAUUACUGACGUUACAUGAAAGCUAGUGUACCUGAGGGGGAAAAAGUUUUGUCAGCACUGUUUAUACUAUUAAGUAUUAAGUAACUGCCAAUCUAAAUUUGCCAUUCUGAGGUUAACCCUUAUGUUGCAUUCUGCCCUAACAUGCCCUACCUACUAUAUUUUUUUACUCUGUACGUCUGCAGAUUAUUUUACUCUUACACUGGACAAUAGUAUUUGUUAUGGGAAGAUUGCUGGAGCUCAAUGGGGGUUAAGGGUGAAAAAAAUUGGGUGAAUGCAAAUUUACUUAUUCUGCUGUAAUUAAUUCACAAUCAAUCAAUCAUCUAUACCGGACUGGUGACUAGCUACAUGACAUAAUUGUCUGCAGAUAUAAUUAUUUUGUACAAUUGCUCUUGAAAUAAUCUGCCUCAACUAGUCAGCAAAUGAUAAAUUUUGCGAUUGGCUAUAUCUACUGUAGAAUGUUGAAUACACAAUGGAACAACAGCUUUGCAGCUCGAAGCAUGUAACUAACCCUUUACAUGUACAGUAAGUAGUAAUGUGCCCCAAUGCACCCUUUAUAAAUAAUAUUAUAAUUGUACUCAAUGGGCUAAUCAAACUACAGUAUCUGCAUGCCCAUGAAACAUGUUAUUGUUAGUAACCCUUUAAGUGGCAGUGCUCCCUACUUUAUUAACUUACUCUGUCUAACACCAGAUUAUUUUACUUUGACUGUCUAAUGCCAGACAACUAACUUAAAUUGUCAAAGGGAGAGAGGUGCCACUCAAUGGGCUACAUUUGUAUAUCUGAGAUUGUGGGUUCAAUUCUACUGCAAACUCAUGACACUUACAAUAUAUCAUGUGAAAAGAGUCUGUCAAUACCCUACUGAAAGUCAAAAUGUUAACAGGGUGGGUUGCCCUAGCUACUGUAACUAAGAUCCUUCUGCCAUUAUCAUAGAAAAUUAAGCCUAUAAAUAUAACUUGAUCAGGUUGAACAAUGAACUGCAUGACCUUCACCAUUCAGUUGGGAUCUCAGCUACAAGUAUAAUGACGAUUACUUACACAUGACGUCUUACACUCUGAAAUUUGGGAAACUUACAGUACUUUCUGCUUCUUUCCAUUGUCUAGGGUAUUGAUACAGAUGAGCCUGCAAUGCAGAUAGAUAGGAUGAUUUUCAAUGGAAACUAUAGUGGUAAUGAAUGAAAACCUUGAAAACCAGUCUUCUAACUUUGUUUAACUGCAUGCACACAGAUUAUUUUUAUUGCCAAAAUAUGUGCAACAUAUGAGAGAAAUUAUGUGCACACAGCUGGGUUGGCUUGAAGUGUCAAAGAGGAUCCCACUUGACUGGCUGCCUCACAUGCAGGCAUUUACAUGUAUAGCCAGGCUGUCAUAUCCCACGUACUGUCCUAAUGGAAGCCCACUUUGCAAUCUGAUGUGUCCUACUUUAUUAUUUUACUCUGUCUAAUGCCACACAAUUUUAUUUGUCAAGGGGAGAGUGCUGCAGAUCGUAUAGUACAUAAUUUAUGAAGAAUUUCAGUUUUUAUUUCAUACCAUACUUUUUUAUGUUAUAGAAUCUAUUGGCACCAACAUUAUUUUUGAAGAACAGUGUAAGUAUGACUGGGCGGUACCUUUUCUGCAUUUUGUCUGUAUUUAAGAAACAAAAAAAUAGUUCUUAACCCUUUACUGUAAGUGCAUGGCAAUGCACCCUGAUGUGCCCUUCUUUUAUUUUACGAUCUGUCUAACGCCAGAUUAUUUUACUCUAACGCCAGACUAUUUUACUCGUGAAGCGGAGAGUUCUGGCAAUUUAAUGGAUUAAACAUCCUUUAUAUUUAUUUUCCUAUUAAUUCUAGCAACUGAAUUGGAGAAUGGUGAAGUUUCCAAAAACCUGAAAUACUUGUGCCAUACAACUAAGAACCUUGAUAUGACCCGAGUGUUUUUGAAGAACACCGAAGAUAACAAGAAUACAGAACUAGGUACUUCACGUCUAAAAAAUCUGAUUCCGUCUAAAAAAUCGGGUGUUGCACCGUGAUUCAGGUUCACUGCUUUAUUGUUUAGUGGUGCACUAAUAUCCAUAUUGCCAUAAUGAAUACCAGUGAUCAGCC